Molecule: messenger RNA, 453 nt
Organism: Colletotrichum chrysophilum
Lineage: Eukaryota; Fungi; Ascomycota; Sordariomycetes; Glomerellales; Glomerellaceae
Exons: 2
Coding region: 1-453 (150 amino acids)
Source: RefSeq, a predicted model, not a curated record
AUGUUUGGAGACUUUUACCCCGUGAUUGGAAUCCGUGUCGAAUCCGCAUUCAAGGCCUUUUAUCCCAAAGAUCCACCACACCCCGUGGUCCCUCCCGUCGAUUGGGAUGCGCGCCCGCGCGCCUGGCUCAUGUACCUGAAGCACCUCAAGGACACCGACGAGACGGCAUACCAAGCGCUCAUCGCCAAGCUCGAUGCCGGCGAACUCGCCGACGUGAAGUGGGCAGCCUCCGCUCAACGAACGGGCGACCACGAUCAAGCCGACGAGACUGAACGCGUCGUGUUCUCGGACACAGAGGAGGAGCUCCAGUGGCAGGAUCCCAAGGCAUUCUUCAGAUCAUGGGCCCAUUCCAGCGCUAAAGACCACCGGGCCAAGAUCCGCGAGCAGCGGACGGAGAUUGAGGCGCGGAAGAAGGGUGUGUUGAUCUCUGUUGACAGACAAUUCCUCGCGUGA